AUGGCCACCACAUUGACGCAUCAGCCCGCCGCGGCCGGCUCAGCAACAACAACAGCCGCUCCCUUCUCCACGUCCUGGUCCUCAAGAUAUCGAGGCGCCACAGUCGAAGACCUCGAUCCCCCCGCAGCCCUCUCCCUCAACCCCUCCGACGCAAUCUCCCUCGCCCUCCUCUCCGCCUUCGAGCGCGAAUACACCCACCUCACCGUCGUCGACUCCGAAACCCGCGCCCUCCUCGGCUACAUCUCCAUCCCGCACCUGCAGUCCCUCCUCGAGGCCGGUCGCGUCAAGCCCGAGGACCCCCUCUCCGCCGCCAUGACGCGCUUCCAGCGCAAGGGCCGCACCUAUCGCGUCAUCACCAUGCAGACGCCCCUCGAGGAGCUCGAGGCCUUCUUCCGCGGCGACAAGCCCGACGGGCAGUGGCAGGAGGAGUUUGCGGUCAUCACGGACGAGAAUAGGCGGUUCGUGCUGGGUGUUGCCACGGUGCAGGAUUUGGAGGAGUUUGUCAAGAGGAGGCCUGCUUAG
Messenger RNA from Trichoderma citrinoviride, 522 nucleotides. RefSeq lists its product as hypothetical. NCBI's taxonomy places the organism in Eukaryota, Fungi, Ascomycota, Sordariomycetes, Hypocreales, Hypocreaceae. The transcript is spliced from 2 exons. Bases 1 to 522 code for a protein of 173 amino acids. The record is from RefSeq and is a predicted model, not a curated record.